ACCGUAUGUUGGCUGGCGCCGCCGACAAUGUGGGCAACGAAAAACCUUACUGAACAUCAAAUAGGCCAACUAACUGGCCUACUACGAGUGAUCGUUGACAGUGGUGGUUGUUCCGGUUUUCAGUACAAAAGUGGAAUUGUUCUCUCAUUCUUUUUAAAUGAUCAUCAUAGCAUCGUUGAAAAAUCUGGUGUGCAAGUGCUUGUGGACGAAGCGUCUGUAAGUUUUUUGAAAGGUGCUACUUUGGAUUACGAGGAAGAACUCAUACGUACGGGAUUUCGAAUUUCCAAAAAUCCGGUUGCAGAGAAAGGAUGUUCUUGUGGAUCCUCAUUUACAGUAAAAUUGGACUAG
This is a messenger RNA of Echinostoma caproni, 348 nucleotides long. NCBI's taxonomy places the organism in Eukaryota, Metazoa, Platyhelminthes, Trematoda, Plagiorchiida, Echinostomatidae. The record is from the annotation of a GenBank genome assembly.